CCUAUUGCUCUAAACCAUUGGAAUCAUAUCAUCCCCCUCUUUCUCAGUAAUCUCUCUCUCUCUUUGCUGGCUUUCACCAAAGUCCUUUUCUUUGACAAAAAAAUUGUUUUGUUUUUUUGUUCCCGGCGACUCUCCACAGAAAUUCCGGUGACCCAUUUCGAAUUUGGACCCACCCAGAUCUGAUACGGACCCCAUUUGUGGGAAAGACAUUGGGGCCCGCAUUGAUUUCCGAUGGUUUUAAGAUAAAAACCCAACAAUUGUUCGAGUUUGACUGUAUGAGUUCGAUGAUGACGAUGAAGAAAGAGAAAUAGGGUCUUAUAGAAUCUUAAAAUGAGAAGAUGAAUGUAAAUCUGGGUUGGGGUUUAGGUUGAGAUUCAUGGGGAUUUGUUUUAGUAUCGAAGAAAAACAAUCACAACAGCAGCAGCAGCAGCAACAACUGCUGCAAAAACAAGAUCCACUGCAACGGCAGUAUGUGAAGAGGAGUCAAGUAGGACAUGAAUCAGCUACAUCUCCAAAUGCACUAGAAAGAAGUGCAAGUAGCACUCCCUUGGCUCCCAAGAAUGUUAAAGAUCUCCGUGAAAAUCCUGGAUAUAGUAAUGUUGAUAUCUUUACAUAUGAGGAAAUGAGGUUGGCCACAAAGUGUUUCCGGCCAGAUUUGAUUCUUGGCGAGGGUGGGUUUGGAAUUGUAUACAAAGGAGGCAUUGAUGAGAAUGUGAGGCCAGGUUACAAGACCACCCAAGUUGCCAUUAAGGAGCUUAACCGAGAAGGGUUCCAAGGUGACAGGGAAUGGCUGACAGAAGUUAAUUAUUUAGGGCAGCUCCGUCACCCCAAUCUUGUGAAGCUCAUUGGGUAUUGCUGUGAAGAUGACCACAGGCUGUUAGUUUAUGAGUACAUGGCAAGUGGGAGCCUUGAAAGACAUCUUUUUCGAAGAGUGGGCUCUACACUAACUUGGUCAAGAAGAAUGAAGAUUGCAUUAGACACUGCAAAAGGACUUGCUUUUCUUCAUGGUGCCGAAAGAUCUGUCAUAUAUCGUGACUUCAAGACGUCAAACAUCUUGCUGGAUGCGGACUUUAAUGCGAAGCUUUCAGACUUUGGCCUAGCAAAGGAUGGGCCAAUGGGAGAUCAAACCCAUGUUUCAACACGAGUGAUGGGUACUUACGGGUAUGCAGCUCCUGAGUAUGUAAUGACUGGGCAUUUAACGGCUCGCAGCGAUGUUUAUGGAUUUGGGGUAGUACUACUUGAGUUGCUCAUCGGAAGGAGAGCGUUGGACAAGAGCAGACCCAGCCGAGAACACAACUUGGUCGAGUGGGCCCGCCCACUCUUGAACCAUAACAAGAAGCUUCUGAGGAUCUUAGAUCCCAGGCUGGAGGGGCAGUACUCAGAUAAAGCAGCAAUGAAGGUGGCCCAUUUGGCAUACCAAUGCCUUAGCCAAAACCCGAAAGGGAGGCCUGUCAUGAGCCAAGUUGUUGACAUCCUGGAGAAUUUUCAGUCGAAGGCAGAAAACCAGGAAGAGGCAUUGCUUCAUGGCGGAGGCAGUAGUCUAACCCUUUAUGAGGUUCCAAAGGAUACCCCUGCCACUGAGUCAGAGAAGAGACACCCAUCCAGCAGUGAGAGGGGGCCUGAGGUGCAGAGGAGCAAACCAGGGAAAGGAAGGAGCAAAAGUGAGCCUUCCCAUGAUUGUGAUCUAUUUAGCCCUUCUCCCCUUUUGUCUGUUGAGAAAUAUGCUUCUUCUAGGAGUUGAACCUGUACCAAAUAUCCAUGUAAGUUACUUGUAUAAGAUCUGUAACUUUUCUGUCCAUUCUGUGUUUUGAGAUAAUUAUUCUUCUGCUCUAAAAAAAAUUGAGAAUUCAUGCCCGUUUCAUUUUAUUCUA
Alnus glutinosa is the source of this 1871-nucleotide messenger RNA. RefSeq names its product probable serine/threonine-protein kinase PBL17. Gene Ontology annotation, molecular function: ATP binding; protein kinase activity. Lineage: Eukaryota; Viridiplantae; Streptophyta; Magnoliopsida; Fagales; Betulaceae. Gene Ontology annotation, biological process: protein phosphorylation. Bases 377 to 1741 code for a protein of 454 amino acids. The transcript is spliced from 6 exons. The record is from RefSeq and is a predicted model, not a curated record.